GACGGAAGCUCUGGGAUCCUGGAAUUGUCCGUCAUCCGAACUUUUUGUCACAUGCGCCUGUAGAAACAACAGUUGCGACCUGAACAUUGUUUGCUUUUAGACAACAGCGAUCACUUGGCGAACAAGAUCUUCCACUCGUUUGCUCCUUGUCCAACCGGAACCUCGGCAUCACCUCACCCACCAACAGCAACGACCAGCGGUUUCCCUGGUUACCUCCUUGGCAACACCUCCUCAUCAUGGUCGUCUCCCUGCCUCUCUUUAAGCUUGCCGCCCUCUUUGUGCGGCAUAUCUCCAAAUAUGGCGCCAACCACAUCAAACACCAAGCCCAUGAACACCCUCGAUUCCGCGCCUUCGCUGCCAAGUAUGGCCAGAUGAUACACCAACUCAACAUGCGCAUGUCCGUUCUCGCCCUCCGAAACGCCGACGCCGAACAGCGCGCAAAGGAAGCCAAAGAGAAGGCCGAAGCGCCCACCGUGAAGACGGAAGAGCAAGUGCGCAAAGAGGAGGAACUCAAAGCCAAGUACGGCGUCGUACCAAAGGAGUCGCACCCCGUCAAGCAGCCGCCCAAGAGCAUAUGGAGGCGCCAGUUCCGGCCCUUGCCCGAACCCAAGGCCGUGGACCUGUUUGCCGAUGUGAUUGGGGAUGUCUUCAUCUUGACCAUUGCCAGCUCGCUGCUGCUGUACGAGUACUACCGGUCCUCGUCAAAGCCCGAUCCGAACGUGCAGAGGAUAAAGGAUUUGGAGAAGCAGUUGGAGGAGGGAAGGAAGAGGGAGGAGGAGUUCCUCAAGAGGGACGAAGAGAGGCAGGCGAGGCUGCAGGCUAUUGAGGAUGCGCUGAGAGCGUACAAGGAUCCGAAGACGAAGAAGCCUAUCUUCCCGCCGCCACCGGCAGGCUCUUCAGAUGAGUCGGAGGAGGGCUUUGCCCUUACGAGGGUGUUCUCCGGACUUGCCGGGAAGUUGGGCUUCUAA
Neurospora tetraspora is the source of this 968-nucleotide messenger RNA. Its product is annotated as optic atrophy 3 protein-domain-containing protein. The transcript is spliced from 2 exons. Gene Ontology annotation, biological process: regulation of lipid metabolic process. The coding region runs from base 237 to 968 and encodes 243 amino acids. Gene Ontology annotation, cellular component: mitochondrion. NCBI's taxonomy places the organism in Eukaryota, Fungi, Ascomycota, Sordariomycetes, Sordariales, Sordariaceae. The record is from RefSeq and is a predicted model, not a curated record.